GUUACUGUAUCACGAAGCGCUAACAGCACCCCGCGCUACGCUACCAGAGAAUUCUCUCAACAACUUGCAGUAUUGACCCAAGACAAACCCAACCCUUCGCGGCAUCCCUUCAACCAUCACCACUCUCGCGAAGACAUCCACCUGCCUUCCCAUCCCAACAUCUGGAUAUAGUCAUCUGAGAAAUUCUUCCCAAGUACAUCCCCCGCCUGGGCUAGAGAUCUCUCACGAUGUCGGAGAUUCCAAAGAAACAAAAUACCACCGCCGCACCGUACGUUGACGACAACCCCUCAUCACGAAUGCAACGGCACAUCAAGCUAAUCGUGGAUCUACAGAACUCCUCAAAAUACACCUGCCAACAAUGCUCCUAUCUCUUCGCAUGCGCAGCAGCCUGGCGUAGGAACAAUCAAGGAGGGUAUGUAUAUCAUUUUGCCCCUCACCGAGAUUUAAUUUUCACUUAACUGAUUUUGACGCCAACAGAGGAAUUCGAUCGUGCGGCCGCUGCUUCCAUCUUUGCGCAAAACCCCAAACUCGUCCAAAUGAUCCAGGGCAAGCUUGGUUCUCUUGUCGGUCGAUCAUCUGGUUACGUUGAAUCUCUUCCCGCUCCAGUUCGCCGCCGUGUUGCUGGACUCAAAGGCGUACAGAAGGAGCACUCAAAAUUGGAGGCCGAGUUCCAAGAGGAGGUCCUCGAGUUGGAGAAGAAGUACUUUGCGAAGUUUACCCCGCUCUACCAGAAACGUGCCGAUAUCGUCAAUGGUGCUGCUGAGCCUACUGCCGAGGAGGUCAAGUCUGGCGAGGAGGACGAGGAACCUAGUGAAUCGGAGCCAGCCGUCAAGGAAGAGGAAGGCGCAUCAGAUGUGAAGGGUAUCCCAGAAUUCUGGCUGUCGGCCAUGAAGAACCAGAUCUCACUCGCAGAAAUGAUUACCGAUCGAGAUGAGGCUGCUCUUAAGGAUCUCGUUGAUGUCCAAAUGGAGUACCUCGACAAGCCAGGAUUCCGUUUAAUCUUCCAAUUCGCUGAAAAUGAGUUCUUCACCAACAAGACCAUUACCAAAACCUACUUUUACCAAAACGAGAGUGGUUAUGGAGGAGAUUUCAUUUAUGAUCAUGCCGAAGGUGACAAGAUUGACUGGAAGGCUGGCAAGGAUUUGACUGUUAGAGUUGAGAGCAAGAAGCAACGCAACAAGAGUAUGUUUGGGAAUUUCCCGCAUGAAUUAUUAUCUAACAAAUAUCACAGACACCAAGCAAACUCGAGUAGUCAAGAAGACCGUUCCCACCGAGUCUUUCUUCAACUUCUUUUCACCACCCAAGGCCCCAACCGAAGAGGACGACGAUGAUGCCGCUAGUGAUAUCGAGGAGCGUUUGGAGCUCGAUUACCAACUCGGAGAGGACAUCAAGGAGAAGUUGAUUCCACGUGCUAUCGAUUGGUUCACCGGCGAGGCUCUUCAAUUUGAGGAGCUUGAUGACGAUGAUCUUGAGGAGGGUGAUUUUGAGGAUGAGGAUGAUGAGGAAGACGAGAGCGAAGACCAUGAUGACGAGGACGAAUCUGAUGAUGAUGUAGGUGUAUCGCCAUGAUGUUCUCCCGGAAUACUGCUAACACACUCACAGGAUGAUGCCGCAAAGCCCAAGCAGGAGGCCGCUGAGUGCAAGCAAAGCUAAACGACGACUCUUUAAUAUAUCGCGUGAUGUGAGGAUCUGCGACGACCGGCUUCGUGCCAUGGCUGAUGAGCUCUCGGAUUCUACCGGCCGGCACAUAAACAGGAUGCUUGGUUCGGAGUUGGGAGGGCCUACAUUGCACUUGCAUAGGUGUUUUCUGCACGCAUGGUUCAUGUCUUAUUCUUCUUCAUUACUUCUAGACUAACCUGCUUGCCCGAAGUUACGUUCGUCGAUGCAGAUACGAUACUGCGGCUGCACUGCAUCACUCUUACAUGCAAAUAUCGUACA
This is a messenger RNA of Hymenoscyphus albidus, 1938 nucleotides long. NCBI's taxonomy places the organism in Eukaryota, Fungi, Ascomycota, Leotiomycetes, Helotiales, Helotiaceae. The record is from the annotation of a GenBank genome assembly.